Messenger RNA from Malania oleifera, 2112 nucleotides. Its product is annotated as ferric reduction oxidase 2-like. The record is from RefSeq and is a predicted model, not a curated record. Gene Ontology annotation, molecular function: oxidoreductase activity. NCBI's taxonomy places the organism in Eukaryota, Viridiplantae, Streptophyta, Magnoliopsida, Santalales, Ximeniaceae. The transcript is spliced from 8 exons. Gene Ontology annotation, cellular component: plasma membrane. Bases 1 to 2112 code for a protein of 703 amino acids.
AUGGUACUCCUGCUGGGCUCUCUGUUACUUUGGGUGAUGAUGCCCACCACCACCUACAGGCAGAAGUGGCUCCCCCGCAUCCGCGCCUCCACAAAUUCUACUUUGUUUGGAGCUCAAGGUGCGAUCCUUCUGAUUUACUCAUUCCCCGUUCUUCUCAUUUCUGUCUUGGGCUGCUUUUACGUUCAUCUGGGCGCCAACAAAUUGAAGAACCAUUCUCAUAUUAUAUGCAGGAAUGGGAGAUCAGCAGGAAGACGAGAGCGUUUAGGCAUGCUAAUGAAACGAGCGGUGGCGGUGAAAGGGCCACUGGGGAUAGUGUCGUGGACAGAGGGAGCCUUCCUCACUAUGUUCAUCGCCCUUCUCCUUUGGUCCUUCUCUACUUAUCUCAACAUCAGCUUCGCCACCAUCACCCCUUCCUCUGCUGCCAAGAUGGGCCAAAAACUGUGGGAAGCAAAGUUGAAGAGUGCAGCUUUGAGGUUAGGGCUGGUGGGAAACAUAUGCCUAUCGGUGCUGUUUUUUCCGGUGACGAGGGGGUCGUCGGUGUUGCCGGUGUUCGGGCUGACGUCGGAGGGGAGCAUAAAAUACCAUGUUUGGAUUGGCCACAUCACUCUCAUCCUCUUCACUGCUCAUGGACUUUGCUUCAUCAUUUAUUGGGCACUCACUCAUCAGUUAUCAAAGAUGCUAGAAUGGGGUAAAACAAAAGAAUCAAAUGUGGCCGGAGAGCUAGCCUUGCUGGCUGGAUUGGCCAUGUGGUUGACAACCUUCCCUCGCAUUAGGCGAAAGCUAUUUGAGCUCUUCUUUUACACCCAUUACCUAUACAUUCUCUUCGUAUUUUUCUUCAUUCUUCAUGUUGGCAUUGGUUAUUCUUGCAUCAUGCUUCCGGGCUUCUACCUCUUCUUGCUUGAUCGCUUCUUGCGAUUCUUGCAAUCGCGACAACGAGUUCGGUUAGUGUCUGUUCGCCUUCUUCCGUGCGAAACAUUGGAGCUCAACUUCUCCAAAAGUCUAGGUUUGCAAUAUACUCCAACCAGCAUCAUGUUUAUAAAUGUUCCAAACAUUUCCAAGCUGCAGUGGCAUCCUUUUACAGUCACUUCUAACAGUAAUUUGGAGCCAGAAAGGCUAAGUAUUGUUAUUAAAGGUGAAGGAAGCUGGUCCCAAAAGCUUUACCAAAUGCUUUCAUCUCCUUCGUCAAUUGAUAACAAUCAUCUUGAUGUCUCCAUUGAGGGACCUUAUGGCCCAGCUUCAACUCAUUUUCAAAGGCAUGACACUCUUGUGUUAGUGAGUGGAGGUAGUGGCAUAACCCCUUUCAUCUCCAUCAUUCGGGAACUCAUCUUCGCGAGCACUAUCAUGAAGCUCAAGACUCCGAAGGUUCUCCUCAUUUGCGCGUUCAAGAACUCAUCUAGUCUCACAAUGCUAGACCUCCUCCUCCCUAUUACUGCAAGCCCUUCCCAACUUUCCAAUCUGCAGCUGCAAAUUGAGGCCUAUGUAACAAGAGAGAAAGAACCCAAAACAACCCCAACAACAGAAAGUCAAAAUCUCAUUCGAACGACAUGGUUUAACCCAAAUCCAUCGGAUGCGCCGGUUUCUUCCAUUUUAGGCCCAAACCACUGGCUCUGGCUUGGCGCAAUCAUAUCAUCAUCCUUCGUCAGCUUCCUCCUCUUAAUGGGAGUUAUCACUCGCUACUACAUUUACCCAAUUGACCACAGCCUCACCAAGACUAACCCGGCCUCCCCAAGAGCUCUUUUAAAUAUGCUGUGCAUAUGCAUCUGUAUAGCCAUGACAGCUAGUGCAGCUGUUCUCUGGAACAAGAAGCAAAAUGCAAAGAAACAGGGGAUGACUCAGAGCAUGGAUGUACCAUCCCCAUUGGUGUCACAAGGAUCAUGGUUCUAUAAUGCUGACAGAGAACUGGAAAGCCUCCCAUAUCAGUCUCUUGUUCAAUCAACCAUAGUUCACUAUGGUGAAAGACCAGACUUAAAGAGAAUGAUAUUAGGGUGCGGUGGAUCCAGUGUUGGAGUUCUUGCUUCUGGACCUAAGAAGUUGAGACGGGAGGUUGCAGCCAUCUGCUCUUCUGGUUUUGCAGACAACCUGCUUUUUGAGUCCAUUAGCUUUAGUUGGUAG